AGAAUUCCAGUGCCAUCGCCAAAAUUAUAAUUAAAGAUUAAAUUAUGUAUUUAAAGAUAGCCUUCCUCAGUAUUAUGAUUUUUGUUUUGCAACAUGUCAUUAGAAUCAUUUACUGGAUGGGCUAUCAUCUCCAUUACUACCAGCAUUACCCUGGGUCCUGUUACCAAGUUGAGGGAAUAGGCACAUGAAGACAUUUGGUUGUUGUUUUUUAAAAGCAGUUUUGAGUCUGAUUUACUUCCUUCCAGAAUUUGGUUCAUGGGAUAUUCAUACACUGCUAGAUGGAACAACCUUCAUCACAUCUGGUGUGUGUAUGAGUCUGUUGUCACAAAGUUUUCACGCACAUUACAAGAACACUAAUGCAGUUGGAUCAGUGUACUUGAUGUCACUCAACCAGACCAUCCCAACUGUUACUAGGUUAGAGAUCAUUUCACAGAGUGAAGAUUUUAAAGUAGAAACCUUUCGACCACAUGGGAUUAGUGUCUGGCCAGAUUAUCUCUCAGGUCAACACCUGAUUUAUGUUGUGAACCACCCGCUUAAAGAAGCCAACAGGGUGGAAAAGUUCCGUUUUGAUCCAGCCCAGCAGUCACUUUAUCAUCUCAAAACCUACACUAGCAGUAAACUGAGAUUAGUCUAUGAUGUUCAAGCCCUUGGAGAGGAUUCCUUCUAUGCCACCAACAUCCUGUACGAGCAGAAAGUCAGGUUCUUCAUGGUGCUGGAACUGUUCUCCCUCAUGCCCUGGUCCAGCGUUGUCUUGUACAGAGAGGACAUCGGCUUUAAGGAGGUCCUGACUGGGCUGACCAGUGUCACUGGCAUUGUCAUGUCCAAGUGUGGAAAUUUUAUUUAUGUGGUUAUGUCCCUGAGCUGUGAAAUUCGAGUUUACUCACAUCAAAAAGAUGACUCUUUAAUACUACAGCAGUCGUACCCUCUGUUUACACACCCAGACAAUGCAGUGAUUGAUCCAGUAUCAGGGGAUUUGUUUAUUGGCUCACAUCCUAUAGCCUAUCAGUUCCUUAACCACAUUGAUAACCCUGGGAGACACAAGGCAGCAUCACAGGUUUUGCAUGUUCGGCUUAUGGAAGGCAACAUCACAACAGUGACCGAGUUGUUAUACGAUGAUGGAGAUCUGAUAUCUGGAUCUACAGCGGCUGUUGUCUACAGUAAAAAGUUGCUUGUUGGCUCAGCUUUUGAUAAACUGGUUAUAUGUGAUGUCAGCGUACCAAUAUAGUGUUGCGUAUUAGUGUGUUUAUAAUCAAUAGUCAUCGCAGUAUAUGUUUGAUACACUCAGUUCUAUUUCUUCUUGAUUAAAGCAUACAAAUGUAAAUGUGUUUUUGUAGCUGUGAAUGUUAACCAUGCACAAUCUCCACAGCCUGAUGUACUGCAUGUAUAAACGAGGUGUAAAAUAUAACGUUCAUGACAAGGACUGGACCCCUGCACAUUAAUUAAUGCUGUCAAACUUGUUUUCCUGUCAAACUUGUUUUCUUGUAUAUAUGAAUCAUUAGUGCCAAAACUAAUAAUAUUUGUUAGUACAGGAUAGUAGAGUGCUAGUCAACUAACCCAAAUGUCUCGAGUUUGAAUCUCAGUUCUGACUUGAGCCUGCAGGAUGUCCCAGAGUCCACCCAGCACUGAUGGGUACCUAACAUUAGCGAAAGUAAAGGUGACUGGGCAUAGUGCUGACAACAUCAUCUAUUCCAUAUGCAUAGGUCAAGAAAUGUAUGUACUCUACUUCAUCUGGAUAUUUAGAUCUGAAAUGGGAACUUCACCAUAAUAUAUAUUCAAAUUUAUUCAAUAGUAACAUUUUUUAUAAUGUUUCUUUACUCUAUGAAUCAUAAUUUUGUUUUUUAAUAUGUGCAAUAUUGUUCAUUUGUACCAGGUGCAAUAUGUCUGUUACACUUUACCCUCUACCCUGUAAUUUAAUUUUAUAUGUACUUGUCCUAGUUAAAAUACAA
This is a messenger RNA of Physella acuta, 1946 nucleotides long. Its product is annotated as serum paraoxonase/arylesterase 2. Gene Ontology annotation, molecular function: arylesterase activity. NCBI's taxonomy places the organism in Eukaryota, Metazoa, Mollusca, Gastropoda, Physidae. The record is from RefSeq and is a predicted model, not a curated record.